Eublepharis macularius is the source of this 2402-nucleotide messenger RNA. RefSeq names its product iroquois homeobox 4 (gene IRX4). The transcript is spliced from 6 exons. The coding region runs from base 311 to 1753 and encodes 480 amino acids. Gene Ontology annotation, cellular component: nucleus. Gene Ontology annotation, biological process: neuron differentiation; regulation of transcription by RNA polymerase II; cell development. Gene Ontology annotation, molecular function: DNA-binding transcription factor activity, RNA polymerase II-specific; RNA polymerase II cis-regulatory region sequence-specific DNA binding. NCBI's taxonomy places the organism in Eukaryota, Metazoa, Chordata, Lepidosauria, Squamata, Eublepharidae. The record is from RefSeq and is a predicted model, not a curated record.
UGGCUGCGGCGCCUGGGGACCGGAGGCGCGCGCUCGCCGGGCUGGCUCCAGCCAGGUAUUAGAGGCACCGAGCAAUGUCUCCAUUAGCGCGCCGCUCCUGCUCGCUCCGAAGCCAGCCGCGGCGGCCGGGGAGGCAAGCGACGGGCAGCCCUUUGUCAUGGCCAGGUUCUCGCUAGGAGCUCCGGCGUGAUUGCAGCCUCCAGGACUCUGCAAGUUACCCAUCGGUGGGGGACAGCACGGCGGAGGAAAGCUGCCGCCGGCGCUCGCGGAUCCGACGCCUCUCCUGGAGCCCCGGACGCGCCCGGCUGCCAUGUCCUACCCCCAGUUCGGGUACCCCUAUUCUUCGGCUCCCCAGUUCCUGAUGACCACCAAUUCCUUGACCACUUGCUGUGAGACCAGCGGUAGGACCCUGACGGACUCGGGGGCGGCGGCCUCGGCCCAGACCCCCGUCUAUUGCCCGGUGUACGAGAGCCGGCUGCUGGCCACCGCCAGACACGAGCUCAACUCGGCCGCUGCCCUGGGGGUCUACGGGAAUCCCUACACCAACAGCCAAGGCUAUGGCAACUACGUGGCCUACGGGAGCGAGGCCUCCGCCUUCUACUCGCUGAACAGCUUCGAUUCCAAGGACGGGAGCGGAUCUGCGCAUGCGGGGCUGACUCAGGCGGCAGCUUACUACCCCUACGAUCACACGCUCAGCCAGUAUCAAUAUGACAGAUACGGCACCAUGGACGGCGGGACGCGGCGCAAGAACGCCACCCGCGAGACGACGAGCACGCUGAAGGCCUGGCUGCAGGAGCACCGCAAGAACCCCUACCCGACCAAGGGCGAGAAGAUCAUGCUGGCCAUCAUCACCAAGAUGACCCUCACGCAGGUCUCCACCUGGUUCGCCAACGCCCGGCGGCGCCUCAAGAAGGAGAACAAGAUGACCUGGCCGCCCCGCAACAAAUGCGCCGACGAGAAGAGGCCCUACGAGGACGACGACCAGGCAGAGGGCCCCGCGGAGAGCCUGAAGGGCGAGAAACUCGCGGACCCGCCGAGCAAGGAGGACAAGGAGCUGGCCCUGAGCGACCUGGACGACUACGACCCGCUCGAGUCGGAGAGCUCGGAGGGCGAGCUGAAGGCGCCCGCCUUCGGCCACGUGGAGAGCGACGCCUGCCUCGACGAGGCCUGCAAGGAGCCCGCCCUGGAGCAGCGGCCCAAGAGCUGCCUCAAGGACCCGACGGCGGGCGCGGAGGGCUGCGAGGCGGCGGCGGCGGCGCUGCUGGGCGGGCGGGCGGUGCGGGCCAGCUGCGGGGAGUCCAAGGCGUGCUACCCGCCGCAGCCGCCGCCGCCGCAGCUCCUGGAAGGCGGCAAGCCGCGGAUCUGGUCGCUGGCGCACACGGCCACCUCGCUGGCCCCGGCCGAGCUGCCGUCGUGCAUGCUGAAGCGCCAGCAGGGGGCGUCGAGCGCCGCCAGCGCCCUGGCCCCGCCGGCCGGCAGCGGGGCCGAGCGGCCGGCCAAGGAGUCCCCGGUGGCCAACCUCAGGAACUGGGUGGACGGCGUCUUCCACGACCCGCUCUUCCGGCACAGUACUUUGAACCAGGCCCUGAGCGGCAGCGCCGUGUCUUGGGCGGCCGCCAAGGGCUCCCUCCUGGAGACGGGGCCGCUGGGCCGCUCGCUGGGCGCGGGCGCCGCCGCGCUCAAGGGCCAGGCGGACUCCGGCAAAGACUUCCUGGCCUUCCCCAAAGCAGGCGGCAAGAUGUUCUGCUCCUAACGGCCGGACCCCGCCCGCCUCCCCGCCCCCCGGCCCGGGUGGGGGGAAGGCAAGACCGGGGAGGGGGCCAGAGAGACUGGACCGGACCGGACCGGAGGGGGCGGGUGGGGGAGAGCCCCAAACAGGACUUGGGGGAGAGAAGAUGGAAACGGGAGACUUUCCUUCCCCAAAGGAUUUCCAAAGCGCUGGUUUAAGGAAAGGGGGGGGAGGAAAAAAGGCGCCCCCGGCCCGCGGGACUUUCUUCGCUGCUCUUAGCAAGAUUUUCACUCGGCUUCGACCUUAAGGGAUCCGGGGCUUGGAGUUAGCCUAAGUCCGGAGCAGGACCCGGUGGUUCUAGAGGCGUGCUCCGGAGUUGGCCGUGGCACGUUUACAAGGCGCCAGGUUUGAAUCCGGCUUCUUCGGGGAGGGGGAGUUGUUUGGCUUCUUGGGUUUUUUUUUUUUAAUUUGUGGCAUGCCAGUCUUAGUUACCAAAACAAAAGGAGGACUUCCUCGGACCUUUCCCCCCUUCCCCCUCCAUAGUUAACGUCUCACCCGCGAAAGCAACACUUCCCCGAGUUAACACCAUCGAGCACACUCACACGCCAUUGGAACGGAAGAAAUCAACUGUGUCGCGAAACAGAUGUUCACGCCAGAAAUAAAUGGUCGCUUU